Messenger RNA from Olea europaea var. sylvestris, 765 nucleotides. Its product is annotated as probable serine/threonine-protein kinase PBL19. The record is from RefSeq and is a predicted model, not a curated record. The transcript is spliced from 2 exons. The coding region runs from base 175 to 462 and encodes 95 amino acids. Lineage: Eukaryota; Viridiplantae; Streptophyta; Magnoliopsida; Lamiales; Oleaceae.
CCAACUGGAGACCGAAGUCACGUGUCUACUGCGCCUGUGGGGACACGUGGAUAUGCUGCCCCCGAAUAUGUUGAAACGGGUCAUCUUACAAUUAAGAGUGACAUAUGGGGCUUUGGGGUUGUGCUUUAUGAGAUACUCACAGGAAGGCGGACUUUGGAAAGAAACCUCCCCGUGAUGGAGCAGAAGCUUCUAGAUUGGGUGAAACAUUUCCCGGCUGAUAGUAAGAGAUUUUACAUGAUAAUGGAUCCCCGACUUCAAAACCAAUAUUCCCUAACUGCGGCCAGGAGAAUCGCUAAGUUGGCAGAUAGUUGCUUAAACAAAAACCCAAAAGAUCGGCCAGCUAUGAGUGAAGUGGUCGAGAUCUUGAAACAAGCAAUUCAAGAUUCAGAAGAAGGAACUUCUUCACGUGAGAAGUCCUCAGUCAUCCAGAACUCAUCUGUCUGCCUCAGACAAGCAGAUUAAAGUUACCAAUGCUGGCAGAGAUAUGGCUCGUGCGGUUCAGGCUUGAAUGUAAAGGACAAAAUGGUCAUUUUGUGCAUAUCUGUAAAUUUUCAUUCCUGCUCAAUUCAAUGCAACUCGUCAGAAUCAUUUUUGUGACUCCUAAAUCUAAGUUAGCAGGAGUGCUUUUGUCCUUACAAUUUCAUUCCUUCUGAAGAUUUAAGUUUCACAAUCAGAGAGGAUAGAUUUUAUUUUUGUUUUCGUGUAAUAAACUUAUGAUUUACAAUUUUCGUUCAUGAAUAUUCAUCUUAUUUCCGUGGACUUCUA